Molecule: messenger RNA, 2136 nt
Organism: Centrocercus urophasianus (Greater sage-grouse)
Lineage: Eukaryota; Metazoa; Chordata; Aves; Galliformes; Phasianidae
Gene: LMAN1
Product: lectin, mannose binding 1
Exons: 14
Coding region: 1-1518 (505 amino acids)
Biological process (GO): endoplasmic reticulum organization; Golgi organization; endoplasmic reticulum to Golgi vesicle-mediated transport
Cellular component (GO): endoplasmic reticulum-Golgi intermediate compartment; COPII-coated ER to Golgi transport vesicle; Golgi membrane
Molecular function (GO): D-mannose binding
Source: RefSeq, a predicted model, not a curated record
AUGGCGGCAUGCGCGCAGCGAGGCGGGCUGGCGGCAGCUUUGGUGGCCGGGCUGCUGCUGGCCUUCGGGCGGGCGGCGGUGGCGGCGGCGGCGGAGGGCUCGGCGGGGCCGCACCGCCGCUUCGAGUACAAGUACAGCUUCAAAGGGCCGCACCUGGUGCAGGCGGACGGCACAGUGCCGUUCUGGGCGCACACGGGCAAUGCUAUACCGAGCGCCGAUCAGAUUCGUAUAACAACGUCUUUGAAGAGCCAGAAGGGAUCGGUGUGGACCAAAAACAAGUCAAUAUUUGAAUAUUGGGAAGUCGAAGUGACCUUUCGAGUUACAGGCAGAGGCCGCAUUGGAGCCGAUGGGCUGGCAAUCUGGUUUACAGAGGAGCAAGGCAUGGAAGGUCCCGUGUUUGGGGCAGCUGACAAGUGGAAUGGUGUUGGGAUUUUCUUUGAUUCCUUUGACAAUGAUGGAAAGAAAAACAAUCCUGGUGUCGUUGUUGUGGGCAACGAUGGAAAGCUUCUGUAUGACCACCAGAACGAUGGCUCCACACAAGCAUUGGCCUCCUGUCAGAGGGACUUUCGUAAUAAGCCCUAUCCUGUUCGAGCAAAAAUCACCUACUACCAAAAAACACUGACUGUAUUAAUUAACAAUGGAUUUACUCCAGAUAAGGAAGAUUAUGAAUUUUGUGCUAAAGUGGAAGACAUGGUGUUGCCAUCACAAGGAUAUUUUGGAAUAUCCGCAGCAACGGGGGGACUUGCAGAUGACCAUGAUGUCCUGUCUUUCCUGACCUUCCAGUUGACUGAGCCUGGGAAGGAAGUACCCACAUCAGAUGCAGAAAUUCCUGAAAAAGAUAAGGAGAAGUAUCAAGAAGAAUUUGAACACUUUCAACAAGAAUUGGAUAAAAAGAAAGAAGAGUUUCAAAAGGAGCAUCCUGAUGUGCAGGGACAACCAGCUGAUGAUCCUUUCGAAAGUGUAAGCGAUCGUGAGCUCAGGCAAAUCUUUGAAGGGCAGAAUCGAAUUCAUCUCGAAAUCAAACAGCUCAAUAGGCAGUUGGACAUGAUUCUUGAUGAGCAGAGGAGAUAUGUUUCUGCAGUCACGGAGGAGAUUGCUAAAAGAGGAGCAGCUGUUUCAGGUCAGCAAGGACAGGUUUCCCAGCAGGAGAUUGAUACAGUUGUGAAAACUCAAGAGGAGGUCAUUAAACAAGUAAAUGAAAUGAAAAAUGCCAUGGCUGACACUCUGAGGCUGAUCAGUGGAGCUCAGCAUCCUGGCCCUGCGGCGGGAGUCUACGAAACAACACAGCAUUUCAAUGACAUCAAAGAACACCUUCACGUAGUGAAAAGGGACAUUGAGCAUCUAGUGCAACGAAAUAUGCCAUCUAAUGAGAAACCAAAAUGUCCAGAUUUGCCACCAUUUCCAUCGUGCUUAUCUACAAUGCACUUCUUCAUCUUUGUAGCAGUGCAAACAGUGUUAUUCGUUGCUUAUAUCAUGUAUAGGAGUCAACAGGAAGCAGCAGCCAAAAAGUUCUUUUGAUGACCUCUUCCUUUUGUGUGUACAUAACAGCAUCUUCGCUCCCUGGAACAUCAGUAAUUGCCUCGCCACUCACUGGAUCAAAGGAAAACUCCCAGUUACCCAGCCCAAACCCUGUCCCACCUGAGGUGAUAGCAACAAAUUCGGACUUUUGAGGAUAUCUGUCAGUCAGUAUGGCCUCUCUUUGUGGUGGGCUACUAGAAUUUUCUUUCAACACUGAUAUAGGGCGUUUCAUUUUGUCAAGUGAAAUUUCGGGACUUGCAGAUGAAGGCAACUUGGAAUCCAAUAUGUUUGACAAUAUGGAGGAGACCAAGAAAAUAACAGUAUUUGAGGUAGCAAAUAUUUGGCAGUGUCAAGGGGAUCUCAUUGUCUUAAAGCUUAUUAAAUAAACGGUCGUAAUGGAAUCUCUCUAGCAAAUUUCAGUCAUUUGUGAAUUACUUUGUUGGUUGAUUGGAGAAAAUGACAUCAGUACAUCGAUUACUGUAACACUGACAACUUUCUACUGUUUGAAAAACAUAACACACAGCUGACAUUUCCUGUUAUUUGUUUCUGACUGAUGUAAACAGAGGGUGGGACUUCAGAGAUAACCUUAUUUGAAUAAAGAUGCAUAUUUUUAAUAAA